GCGGCUGGGAGGGAACGAAGGGAGGGGCCGGUGUGAAGCCAGCCCAGCUCGGUCGAGUUCAGUCCGGCCCGGGGAGUCCCGCUCCUUCUGGGAUUCUCUCGCUAUCGACAUGGAGAGGAAGCGCACGGACUGUCCUUGUCUGCCCCCCGGCUGGAAAAAGGAGGAGGUGAUCCGGAAAUCGGGGCUGAGUGCCGGCAAGAGCGAUGUUUAUUACUACAGCCCAAGUGGUAAGAAGUUCAGGAGUAAGCCUCAGUUGGCUCGAUACCUGGGAAACAGUAUCGACCUCAAUAGCUUUGACUUUCGGACUGGGACGAUGAUGCCUAAUAAAUUACAGAGGAAUAAACAGCGCCUUCGGAAUGAAGCAAUAAAUCAAACAAAGGGCAAAUUAGAUUUGAACACAACACUGCCAAUAAGACAGACUGCUUCCAUUUUCAAGCAACCCGUAACUAAAGUUACAGAUCACCCCAACAACAAAGUAAAAUCAGAGCUGCAGAGAGUAACAGAACAACCACAACAACUGUUUUGGGAGAAACGACUACAAGGUUUGAGUGCCUGUGACAUAGCUGAGCAGAUCAUUAAAUCGAUGGAACUUCCCAAAGGAUUGCAAGGCAUUGGCCCUGGUAACACAAAUGAGGCACUGUUGUCUACAAUAGCAAGUGCUUUGCAUACCAGUUCUGGACCAAUUACAGGGCAAUUGUCUGCAGCUGUAGAGAAGAACCCAGCAGUUUGGCUCAACACUUACCAGCCACUCUGCAGAGCAUUUGUCGUUACAGAUAAAGAUAUCAGGAAACAGGAGGAACGAGUACAGCAAGUGCGAAAGAAACUGGAGGAAGCUCUAAUGGCAGACGAGUUGGCACGAGGGAAAGAAGCCACAGAACAAAGACAUGUAGACCAAGAACAAUGUGAUGCACAAGGGUAAUUGUAUUCAGUUUUGGACUUGAUAAUCCCAAACCCAUAAAAUUGAAGACUACAUCCAAGCACGUGGGAUCAAAAAGAAUCGGUCCAACUCGGGCAGAGACUUCGAUAACUUCACUGAAAAAGGAUCAGUGCAUUACACGAUCUUUUAUCGGAUUUUUAAAUAGAGGGGGGCAAGGAACAGAAGGGCAGUAAGACUCAUGUAACCACUUAAUUGUUGAUUUCACUGAAAUGUGUUGUGGACAAAUCCAGCCUGUACCAUAAUCUUUAUCAUUUCUACCAUCAUGUUGGAGAGGACAGAAUGUUCUCACUUAAGUGCAAUGCAUUCUAGAAAAGAUUGUGAUUGGUCUGUGCUUCUAGAGAGCUGUAAAAUUUUCCAGAAAAUAUUGGGGCUGUCUAAACAAAGCUGUUAUGUUAUAUAUAGGAAAUCUUAUUUUUGUUAUUAAAUAUUGUUCAACUCUGGAACAGUUUAAGCUGCAGCAUUUUUUUAAUAAGGAGAAAACAAUGCUGCUUCAAUACAUAAUCACAGCCUCUUUCUGAAUUGCAUUCUCUUUCUGCUUCCUCCCUCCCUCUUCCUCCUUCCCCUCGCCCUCUUCCUCCUUCCCCUCGCCCUCUUCCUCCUUCCCCUCGCCCUCUUCCUCCUUCCCCUCGCCCUCUUCCUCC
This is a messenger RNA of Carcharodon carcharias (great white shark), 1578 nucleotides long. Its product is annotated as methyl-CpG-binding domain protein 2-like. Gene Ontology annotation, molecular function: DNA binding. Bases 110 to 919 code for a protein of 269 amino acids. The transcript is spliced from 7 exons. The record is from RefSeq and is a predicted model, not a curated record. NCBI's taxonomy places the organism in Eukaryota, Metazoa, Chordata, Chondrichthyes, Lamniformes, Lamnidae.